This is a messenger RNA of Ahaetulla prasina, 2336 nucleotides long. It is a transcript of the gene DLD, whose product is annotated as dihydrolipoamide dehydrogenase. The transcript is spliced from 14 exons. The coding region runs from base 279 to 1982 and encodes 567 amino acids. Gene Ontology annotation, molecular function: dihydrolipoyl dehydrogenase (NADH) activity; flavin adenine dinucleotide binding. NCBI's taxonomy places the organism in Eukaryota, Metazoa, Chordata, Lepidosauria, Squamata, Colubridae. The record is from RefSeq and is a predicted model, not a curated record. Gene Ontology annotation, cellular component: oxoglutarate dehydrogenase complex; mitochondrion.
CAAAAAAAGGACUUUGUUUUGAAGUCUAAGCUGGUGUUUUUUUUUUUCUUUCUCUUUUGCUGAUGUGGAGAAAAAAUGGCGCUGAUUAAUGUUUAAAAGCUGUGAGGUAACUGUGUUUCUUUGUGGAGUGAAUAUGAGUCACAAGCUACUGAGAGAUAACGAGUGCAAAUAAGCCGCUUCGCUUCAAUUAAAAGAUUGCCGUCCCUUGAUCUUCAUCAGGACCCUCUGUAAAAUUGGUUUGGAAUCCUAGUUUGGAAAUUUUUUUAGGUUUUUUCAAAAUGACUCAACAACUUUCAGAAACGCAGCAACUUGCUGCAGCUUUAAAUAAAAUUGGGGAAAAAAUAGCAGGACUAUCAGAGCGUGUGGAUAAUAUGACAUUGGAACUGACAUCUGAAAUGAAAAAGAUGAAAACAGAGAUGAAUGAAAAUUUUGCAAAGCAAAGAGAGGAAAUGACAAUUAUUAAAGAUGAAAUGGAGCAGAUCCAUGUACAUGAGAGGGGCCAUUUUAGCCGGAUCCAGCAUGGCUUACAAAGCAUUUCAGCAGGGCCUGUGAGAACUUACGCCGAUCAAGUUGAUGUGGACGUGACCGUCAUCGGCUCUGGUCCAGGAGGCUAUGUUGCUGCCAUCAAAGCCGCCCAACUUGGCUUUAAGACUGCCUGCGUGGAGAAAAAUGAAACCCUCGGUGGGACAUGUUUGAAUGUUGGAUGCAUCCCGUCUAAGGCCUUGUUAAACAAUUCACACCUGUACCAUUUGGCCCAUGGCAAAGACUUUGCUAGCAGGGGGAUUGAAAUUUCAGGUCUCCGGUUGAAUUUAGAGAAAAUGAUGGAACAGAAGAGCGGAGCAGUGAAGGCUUUAACAGGAGGAAUCGCUCACUUGUUUAAACAAAAUAAGGUAACACAUGUGCCUGGCUUUGGAAAAAUAACUGGCAAAAACCAGGUCACCGCAACCAAAGAUGAUGGCAGCACUCAGGUUAUCAAUACGAAGAACAUCCUAAUAGCUACAGGUUCCGAAGUAACACCUUUCCAAGGAAUUACGAUCGAUGAAGAGACCGUCGUCUCGUCCACUGGCGCGCUGUCUUUGAAACAAGUCCCUGAAAAAAUGGUGGUUAUCGGUGCAGGAGUGAUUGGUGUAGAACUGGGUUCAGUUUGGCAGCGUCUGGGUGCAGAUGUGACAGCGGUGGAAUUCUUGGGCCACGUUGGUGGAUUGGGCAUCGAUAUGGAGAUAUCCAAGAACUUCCAACGCAUUCUCCAGAAGCAAGGACUUAAAUUUAAACUCAACACGAAAGUAACCGGCGCCACCAAGAAACCGGAUGGAAAGAUUGAUGUUGCGAUUGAAGCCGCAGCCGGUGGCAAAGCAGAAGUGAUCACUUGUGAUGUCCUUCUGGUCUGUAUUGGUCGGCGUCCUUUCACCAACAAUCUUGGUCUGGAACAGGUGGGAAUUGAACUAGAUAACCGUGGAAGAAUCCCAAUCAACAACAGGUUCCAAACCAAAGUUCCGAACAUUUAUGCAAUUGGGGACGUCGUGGCUGGCCCCAUGCUUGCUCACAAAGCCGAAGACGAAGGGAUUCUGUGCGUCGAGGGAAUGGCCGGGGGCGCGGUUCACAUCGACUACAACUGUGUGCCGUCCGUCAUUUACACACACCCGGAAGUCGCCUGGGUUGGCAAGUCGGAAGAGCAGCUGAAAGAAGAGGGAACAGAAUACAAGAUCGGUAAAUUCCCCUUUGCGGCUAACAGCAGAGCCAAGACCAAUGCUGACACAGACGGGCUGGUGAAGAUCUUAAGUCACAAAACAACAGACCGGAUGCUGGGAGCACAUAUUCUAGGCGCCGGUGCCGGUGAAAUGGUUAACGAAGCCGCUCUGGCAAUGGAAUAUGGUGCAUCAUGUGAGGACGUAGCCAGAGUUUGCCACGCCCAUCCAACCGUAUCUGAAGCUUUCAGAGAAGCUAACCUAGCGGCUUCCUUCGGCAAAGCGAUCAACUUUUAAAGCAAAGGAACAUCUGUAGUGGUGUGAAAAGCACAUUUCCCCCCCACCUGUGAAACCCGACCGAAGGCUUGAUGGAAAACCGAGUCUUUGCAAUAUUCCCAGGCCUUAAUUAAGUGAACUUUUGUUCCAAAAAACAAAACAAAAAAAAGCUAAAAUAUUUAAACAAAUAGGGGUUUGGAUUUUAUUAACCAACAGCUGUAUAUUAUAUUACGUGAUCAAUACUAUAUUUGCAUUAUUGAUGGUUCAUUUCUUAAGUUUCACAGAAGAAAAACAGCAGCGGUAUCAAGCUAAUGAUUGGGGCGAUCUUAAAGGUCCCGUUAUGCAUUUUGUUCAAAUAUAGUGUCUAAUAUUAUA